UUUUUUUUCUGACCAAGGGUGAAAGGGAUAGUUAAUGGCUCCAAAACGUGCUAAUAAGAAGAUGGUGGUUAGAUCAACAAGGAAAGUUGUUGAAGAAAGUGUACAAGUUUCAGUUGUAAGCAGCAACAAAAGAUCAACAAGAGCUAACAAAGAUAAUGAGAUAGAUAAAGAUGUAGGUAGUGAUCAUGAUCAAAGAGAAGAGCAUGUGAGGAUUAUACCUGUUCAAGAAGUGACUCCUUCAGCCAAAGAAGAUUCAAAUGCAAGCACAACCACUUUCACUACUGAAGACAAAACAAACCAAGAAAAUACUCCAAAUGAAGCUACCAUGGAACCCAAAGAGUCAGAGAAUAAGAAGGUCAAGAACAAGGAAGGAAAUUAUGGUAAAGAGAAAAGGAAGAGGAAAAGGGUGAGGAGAAUGGGAGAAGGGUAUCAGAGAUAUGUGUAUAGGGUAUUGAAACAAGUGCACCCUGAUAUGGGAAUUUCAUUUAAAGCUAUGACUAUUCUGAAUAAUUUGAUGAAUGACAUGUUUGAGAAGUUGGCUGAUGAAGCUGCAAAGCUGACGACAUACAUAGGACACAUGACAUUAUCUUCAAGGGAGAUUCAAGGGGCAGUGAAACUGGUUUUGCCAGGAGAACUUGGGAAACAUGCUAUUGCUGAAGGAGCCAAGGCUGUUACCAACUAUAUAUCAUCCUAUGGUGCCUAAUAUAUAGAGGCACAAGCUUUCAUGUUUCUAUUAUGCCUAACCUUUGUAUAAUUGUAUUGUGUAUAGUAAGUUUAGGUGUGUGUUGCUGAGUGUGCCCCUUGUGUUUAUUUUAUUUAGAUUUCUUUUAGAAGAAGAAAAGGUGCAGAUAAAUAGCAUGGUUGUCAUUUAUGUAAACUGCUUCACUGAUGAGUGUAGAUUGCAAGCCCUAAUUGUAUCCUAUAAUGGGAGUAGCUCCUUUAACUUAUUUCUUUUUAA
Messenger RNA from Trifolium pratense (red clover), 958 nucleotides. Its product is annotated as histone H2B type 2-E1-like. Gene Ontology annotation, biological process: nucleosome assembly. Lineage: Eukaryota; Viridiplantae; Streptophyta; Magnoliopsida; Fabales; Fabaceae. Gene Ontology annotation, cellular component: nucleosome. The record is from RefSeq and is a predicted model, not a curated record. Gene Ontology annotation, molecular function: structural constituent of chromatin; DNA binding; protein heterodimerization activity. The coding region runs from base 35 to 703 and encodes 222 amino acids. The transcript has a single exon.